Molecule: messenger RNA, 4472 nt
Organism: Opisthorchis viverrini
Lineage: Eukaryota; Metazoa; Platyhelminthes; Trematoda; Opisthorchiida; Opisthorchiidae
Exons: 10
Cellular component (GO): nucleus
Molecular function (GO): ATP-dependent chromatin remodeler activity; DNA binding; ATP binding
Source: RefSeq, a predicted model, not a curated record
GUUCUGAAGAGGAUCCGAAAUUGAUUGAAGGUGCCGAACUUCGAGAUUAUCAACGAAAAGGCAUCAGCUGGAUUCUCACGUUGUAUGAGAAUGGAAUGAAUGGAAUACUAGCAGACGAGAUGGGGCUCGGUAAAACAAUUCAGAUCAUCGCUGCUCUUGCGUCUCUAAUCGAAGCUGGAGUUCCAGGUCCCUAUCUGAUUGUCACUCCGCUGUCGUUACUAUCCAGCUGGGCCGAUCAGUUCUCUGCUUUUGCACCGCGCAUUCCUUGCCUCGUCUACUACGGGGCCAUGAUGGAACGGUUAAGACUGAGGAAGAGUAUUCGAAAGCGCGUCCGAAUAUCGCUGAGUGAUCCGAUUGAGACCAAGGAUACAAUAAUUCCUCUUAAAAAGACGACGUGUUCAAAUGUUUCUGAGUUAUCGCCUAUGGCUGCAGAUUUAAAUCUAAAUUCUUCGCUCGUUCCCUCGACUGAUGCAUUGUUCUCGGUUCAAUCUGGAUGCACAAGCCUCAUCUGCUCGACGACAGAAAGUGUCUGUUCGUUUCCAAGUUCUUCGCUGACCGAGGACCGACUGAAAACACCUAUACGAGAACUUCAGACGGCUCCAGAGGCCAUAGCCAGACUGGAUGAGACGAUUUCCAAUGUUCUACGGGCGUUCGAAGUCAAAGAACGGGUUCUGGAUGAUACAACAACAUCAGUUGAGGAUCACGACGGAGAACGCAGUUUGGUUAACUUAGCGGCCGCACGUGGCAGCAACGAGGAGUGCUCAGAAUGCGAAUCUGUUUCUGGUAUUCCGCUUGCUGCUCCCGUUGCGACGGAACCGCCAUCAGAUAACACCGAGGUGGUUUCUCGCAGCUCCGUGUGUGAUAACGCAGCUUCCUCCAGUUCGUCUGGUCUGGACAUUGUAGAACCGUCUACGGUCGGUUCAUCAGAGGAGAUGAAUCUUAUCGUUUCCAGGUCACAGGUUCAGGAAAAUGAGCCGGAAAGAGUAACCGUACAGACUACCUCAUUGAUUGCCAAUUCCUCGCUUGAUAGGCUUACAUCGGAAACGCAGCAUCCAGUGGACUGUGCUAAGUCAGAGGGAUCAUCUCUGGCAUCUGUGGGGAACACGAUCGUAUCAUUAAGCACCAACUUGACGGAUUCGGUUUUUGAUGUAAAUGGUCCUUUACCUCGUGAGUCUCACCUUUCCUCCGAUCACAAGAUUGGCAGGGACAAAGGGAAUCCACAAUACGCACGCACCUUGAUGGACACAGAGGCUUCGAAGUCUGAUCACCUUAUCGAUUCAUUGCCGGUAGGGACGGACGUUGAGAUGAUAUCAACUGUUGCCGUAAACACUUUGCGAAAGUUACACACAUCGGUCGAUGCCCUUCGAAACCUGGAUAAUGUCAUCACCGAAGUUCUGCUCGAGUAUAGUGCAACCGAAGCUGCCGGAAAGACUGGGGAUACCACUUUUGAGGACCAUUCUGCGAGAUCCCCACAACCAACAGAAGACCCGGUUACAUCCACCGCUUCCUUUGACCACAUCACUUCCCUAGCGUUGAAUUCACAAAGUGCUACACCGAGCGAAACUCCAACUAUUCAUACCGCCUGUCCGAUAACCUAUGACUUAUCCCCUUCAUUUGAAGGUACUGUUGUGGCGACAGAUAGUAAGCCUGAUAGACAAGAACCCCUUGACACAAACAACUCACCCACUAGUUGCCAAGCGUUUUCGUUCGAGAAUGAAGCUCACCACCAAUUGAGUACAAUGUGUACCGCUUCAGCCAGUCCUGCCCGGGCUGUAAACAUUGAAUCGAAUUUAUCCGAGAAUAUCGAUCUACCCAACGAAGUCAAGACUGAACAAGAUAACAGAGCGAUUGCACUGGCUCACUUGGAUGAGGUCAUCACCGAAGUUCUUGCCUCUUGCGAGCAGAAGCAACCGAUAGUUGGGGCACCACAGUUGUCUCCUUUACUUACAGAGAGCACUAUAAAGCCAGAGGGUUUCACGGAACCCGUAGUGUUGACGCCCUCAGAUUACCCUACCUCGAAACUAACCGAAGACAGUCUGUCCAAUGAACUGAAAUCACCGUAUUGUAAUGACUCUGCAAGUACAGUCUGUUCGACUUCAGCCACAUCCAGGAGGAGAGUGGACGACGUCUUCUGGGCAUACCCGAUUGUGUUAACCUCUUACGAGGUGGCGAUUCGAGACGCGAAGUAUUUACAGAAGGUCCCUUUUAAAGGCCUGGUCGUUGACGAGGGUCAACGCUUGAAAAAUCCUGCAAGCAGACUGUACCGAAGACUGGCCAAAUUUUCCACCAGCCUCCGUAUUCUCGUCACGGGGACUCCAUUGCAAAAUCGAAUUUCGGAACUCUGGUCCUUGUUGCAUUUCAUACUGCCGGAGAUCUUCACCUCUUUGGAGAUGUUUGAGCAUUGGUUUGACCCGGUGGUACUGAGCGAUCAUGCGGGUCGUGAUCGUCUGGUAACGGCCGAAAUGGAACGAUCACUAAUCACCAGGCUUCAUUGCAUCAUCAGUCCGUUCAUGCUACGACGAACCAAGGCGGAAACCAAUCUGUUGUUACCUCCGAAAAGAGAAAUUCUGCUCCGAGUCGGUAUGACUCCUCUGCAAAAGGAAUUGUACAACCAGGCUUUGCAACUCUGUCUAGAAAGCCAGACCAAUCAACUCGCCAGGCAUCCAUCCAAAGCAAAGUCCUUUGCUUCGCAGCCCAGUGGUCAUGGUAGUCUAACGUGGUUGGAUCAAGCGAAUAUCAUACCGGAUAAGAGACAUGGCUCCAACAAAAAUAACAAAAGAUUGACUCGGCAAGCCAAUCGUAUCCAAGUUCAGGACCAGUGUCGGGCUCGAAAGUCAUCCCCGCUUAAGAUGAACGACACGUCAGAGGUUGUGGAACCUUCAGUGGAUACUUCAGCUCUCCCUUCACGGCCGACUUCUUACGAUUUCCUCAUUUCGCCGCGCGUCAGUCUGACUAAUGGUUUGAUGUUAUUGCGCCGAAUUGUCAACCAUCCAUACCUGGCCAUCGACCGACCGGACGUUGCAGGCGACACUUGUCCUGCUGGGUCAACUCCAUCUACCGAGCAAAUGGCUCUGAUUGAUGCAAGUGAAAAAACCCGUGUUUUGGAUCGACUUUUAAAGCAACUGAUCGGAAGUAAUCAUAAGGUCCUUAUAUUCUCUCAGCUUACUAUUGUUCUCGACGUGCUAGAAGAAUUACUCGAGGCCAGAAACUGGCCGUUCGUACGACUCGAUGGAGCCACCAAGUUCGCUGAUCGCCAGGCAGCAAUAAGACGCUUUAACUAUGAACCAGUUGAAAUGUUGCCUGUGUUCCUUGUCUCUGCGCGUGCUGGUGGCUGUGGGUUAAAUCUACAGGCAGCUGCCGACACCGUUAUUAUUUUCGAUUCCGACUGGAACCCACAGACAGACCUGCAGGCACAAGACCGCUGCCAUCGCAUUGGACAAACCAAGCCCGUGUUAGUUAUCCGUCUGGUCACGGCGGAUACGAUCGAUGAAACAAUCCUUGAGAGAGCCCAUGCCAAACGGGGUUUAGAACGGCUUGUUUUGGCUGGAGGUUCCUUCGGAACGAAUCGAACGAAGCUGUCUUUCGGUACCGGAAAUAAGCCUUUGCCCGAUCACCUCAAACAUGGAUGGCUCCGCGGAGGACCGCGGAAUUCUCAUCGCAACUCGCAUUCAGUCGACGCAAACUUAUCCAAGACGGAACUCUUACGGUUGUUGUCUAAAAGGGACUAUCAUGCGGAAGUGUCAAAUUUGGAUGAAUUGUCAGACGAUGCACUCAAAAAGUUGUUGGACCGUUCCGAUUUGUAUGAACUAUGGGAAAGACAAAAAUCCGAUCCAGUUACAACACCUCUCGCCUCUCCACAACCUCGAACUGUGGAAGCAGAAAUAUUUAACGAUGGUGUGACCACGUCGACCGUAAAAUUGUUCCCCACUUCACCACAACUUCGAUUACCAGGAAAAGAAGUAUCUGGGGACGGGUUGAAUCAGCUUAUCGUAAAGUCAGCGGUCAAGCCUCUUCAAAGCUCACCCGUUCUGACGUUGGCACCGUCCAGUGAGAUACCGGUUGAUUCGAAAGUGACUGUGUGUCGCAGCAAGCGGAGUUCAUUCGAACUCAAUCAUGCACCCAUUCCUCCGUCUCCAAAACGCACCAGAUCUGGCGCGAUUCGGUGUGACGAACACUUUCCCAGAUCACAUUGCGUGCUUUCUUUCGAACCUGUCAAGGAUGAGUUGAAUCUUGUCUUCAACUACGUCCCUGAACCGUGAACCUUUUCUUCUGAUGACGAAGUUUUGUUAUCGUUCUUGUUUACAACUUUAUUUAUACGGAGGCAAAUAAUGAUCAUUGAGCUAAUCUAUCUCUCAUAGGUUCAUGGAAAACCGUUCAGCUGUAGGAUCCUUUCGGCGCCUAGCUGCCAUGCUACAUGAAGGAGGCACGAGGGCUGGGAUACUGCCAGGUUGUCCAAGCCUAGACAGGGGAAG